Episyrphus balteatus (marmalade hoverfly) is the source of this 3694-nucleotide messenger RNA. It is a transcript of the gene hppy, whose product is annotated as mitogen-activated protein kinase kinase kinase kinase 5. The coding region runs from base 493 to 3660 and encodes 1055 amino acids. Gene Ontology annotation, biological process: protein phosphorylation. The transcript is spliced from 15 exons. Gene Ontology annotation, molecular function: ATP binding; MAP kinase kinase kinase kinase activity. The record is from RefSeq and is a predicted model, not a curated record. Lineage: Eukaryota; Metazoa; Arthropoda; Insecta; Diptera; Syrphidae.
UAUAAAAAAUUUUCUUUCUUCUCUUUUUUUUUUUUUUAAUUGUAUUGACAACACGUCAACGAAAAUGUAAAUUAACAACAAAAAAGUCGAUUAAAAUGUAAAAAAUUUAAUAAAUUUCGGUAAAUUAUUAAACAAAUUACCCUAAUUAAAUGAAAUAAUUGAAAAUAAAAAGGUUUUUUUUGGAAGAAAUUUAAACCAAACAAAGUUUCUCUUAGUUUUUCGACGACGACCUUCACUCUUUGUUAGUGUUAGUGUGUUGGUGUGUGUGUGUGUCAAGUGUGGGAAGCUCGACGAAGCCUUUUCUUUCCCAUUUUCUCACAAUUCCAGUUCCAGUGUUGUUGUGGUGGAAUAAAUUUCUUUUCGAUUUCAAUUCCAUUCAAUUCCUUGAAGAGUGUAUCCUUUUUUAUUUUUUUGUCGGGGGGGCGUUCAGCAUCGAAAGCAAGGAAAAUCCACGAGAUUUUAAUUGAUUCAUAACAACAAAAAACAACAACAAUGGCAUCGUCACAUCACAACGCCAAUCUGCUGAGCUCGGAUAUAUCGCGACGUAAUCCGCAGGACGAAUACGAAUUAAUACAGAAAAUUGGAUCGGGAACAUACGGCGAUGUUUACAAGGCAAAACGUCUGCAAAGCAACGAAUUAGCUGCUAUAAAAGUCAUUAAACUAGAACCCACCGACGACAUACAAAUCAUCCAGCAAGAGAUAAUAAUGAUGCGCGAUUGUCGUCAUCCGAACAUCAUUGCCUACUACGGUUCAUACCUGCGACGGGACAAACUCUGGAUAUGCAUGGAGUAUUGCGGUGGUGGCAGCCUUCAGGACAUCUACCAAGUGACUGGGCCACUAACUGAACAACAGAUUGCCUACAUGUGUAGAGAGACACUAAAAGGACUCGAGUACCUGCAUCAAAUGGGUAAAAUGCAUCGUGAUAUAAAAGGAGCCAACAUCCUGCUAACAGAAUACGGUGACGUAAAAUUGGCCGAUUUCGGUGUGUCAGCACAAAUUACAGCAACGAUAAAUAAGAGAAAGAGCUUUAUAGGAACACCUUAUUGGAUGGCGCCAGAGGUAGCAGCUGUUGAACGGAAGGGUGGUUACAAUCAAUUAUGUGAUAUAUGGGCGUGCGGAAUUACAGCUAUUGAACUUGCUGAACUCCAACCUCCAAUGUUUGAUCUCCAUCCAAUGCGUGCAUUGUUCCUAAUGUCAAAAAGUGGCUUCAAGCCACCAGCACUGAAAGACAAGGACAAAUGGAGUCCAACAUUUCACAAUUUCAUCAAAACAGCGCUAACAAAAAAUCCAAAGAAGCGUCCAACUGCCGAACGAUUGUUACAACAUCCGUUUGUCCAAAGUGAAAUGUCCGUUCGCGUUGCCAAGGAAUUACUGCAAAAGUAUCUUAGCCCGAAUCAAUUUUAUUUCUAUUUGGAUGGCGAUGAUGAGACUGUUGCUGGUGUACCACAAAGAAUAGCUAGUAAAAUGACUGCAAGGCCGAAUGGUAUCUCCCCGCAGAACCAUACAUUAAGAACAGCAAUGCAAACAUCCCAAUGGAACGAACGAUCAUCUAGUCCAGAAACUCUACCAAGCGAUAUAAAUAAAGAGCAGACUCGAGAGUCAAAAGUUAGUGGAACAAUGAUUUUCAAUAUGUCCUUAAGGAGCCUCUUACAAUAUAUUGAUGAGGAGCUCAAGCUCAGAGCAACUCUACCACUCACCGAUAAUACCAAAGAUAUACUCAAUCCUGAUUGCUUAUGUCCACAUUCGGCCAUCAAUGGAAUAAGUCCUACUGAUGUAAGCGGAAAUAGUGGAGGAGGCAAUAAUGUUGGUGGUGGUGGUGGCAACAGUCGUGGUGGCCUCGUUACUGAUAAUGCAGGACCACUAUCCACGAGUAUGAUUAGUAAUUUACGAACAACAGCUGUAGACGCAAUGAUGCCAUCAACUAAUGCCAUCAUCAAUAAUAGCAACAACAGCAACAGCAAUAGUAGUAAUAUUAGUAGUACAUCAAAUGGUCAAAUGUUGCUAAGAGAAAAUAGCAGUGGAAGCAAUAGUGGACAUGGUGGACAUGGCCAUGGAUCAAGCUCCUCCAGUGCUGCCCAGCAGGCAAUUUAUGCAAAUUUGGAAAGUAUGUACGCAACUGUAUCGGCAUCUGUAUCGUCGUCGUCCUCAUCAUCAUCAGCAGCAGCAAAUGCUGCUGCUGCGAGGACACAAGCAAAUAAUGUAUCGAACAGUAAUAGCAAUAACUAUAUGAGUAGUAAUAGCGAUGCGAAUAGCAGCCAUAACUGUGAUUUUAGGAAUGAAAGUAAUCAGAAUGGAGUCGAAGAUUCUCCACGAAGACAUAGUUCGAUGGACCAAUUAAUGGGUUUACUCAACGAUAUGGGUAAAUCAUCAAGGACGAGAAGCCUAAGUGAUAGUGGAACACAAGAAGAAGAAAAAGAAAGAGAAACCCAACCCGACCUACUCAACAAUACACCUCCUGUGCCUCCGAAGAGAUCCCAUCGAAGACGACACACCCCGCCACGACCCAUUUCGAAUGGUUUACCGCCCACACCAAAGGUCCAUAUGGGCGCAUGCUUUUCGAAAAUAUUCAAUGGCUGUCCACUGCGUGUUCAUUGUACAGCCUCAUGGAUCCAUCCGGAGACACGUGAUCAGCAUUUGUUGAUUGGAGCCGAAGAGGGUAUAUUCAAUUUGAAUAUGAAUGAAUUGCAUGAUGCUGCCAUCGAUCAGUUAUUCCCGAGACGAACAACUUGGCUGUAUGUGAUUAAGGAUGUUUUAAUGAGUUUGUCUGGAAAAUCCUGCCAACUAUAUCGACACGACUUAAUUGCCCUACACUCCAAACAAACUCACCGUUUCUCCCUGCACAUGAAUAAGAUUCCCGAAAGACUGGUACCGCGCAAAUUUGCCCUCACAACGAAAGUUCCCGACACCAAAGGUUGCACCCAAUGCUGUGUCACCCGCAAUCCAUACAAUGGUUAUAAAUAUUUGUGUGGCGCAACGCCAUCUGGCAUCUUCCUAAUGCAAUGGUAUGAUCCAUUGAAUAAAUUUAUGUUGCUCAAGCAAUGCGAAUGGCCAUCGAAUUCCGGUGUAAUUGGUGGUCAUAUAGUUCAGAAUGGUGGACAGACACCAGUUUUUGAGAUGAUAAUUACUCCUGAGCUGGAGUAUCCGAUUGUGUGCACGGGAGUUCGUAAGGGUAUGAAUGGCAGCUUGAGACUUGAAUUGAUCAACAUGAACAGUGCGGGAUGGUUCCAUUCAGAUGAUUUGGAAUUUGAUGGAACUGCGACUAUGGUACCACGACGGGAGUUCAUUAAAGUUGUUAAAGUUCAUCAAGUGGAGAAGGAUGCAAUUUUAGUUUGUUAUGGAAAUAUUAUACAAAUUGUAACGCUCCAGGGUAAUCCAAAGCAGCACAAGAAAAUGGUCUCACAAUUGACUUUAGAUUUUACUGUCGAGAGUAUAGUCUGUCUACCGGAUAGUAUUUUGGCAUUCCACAAGCACGGCAUGCAGGGCAAGUCGUUGAGGAAUGGCGAGGUUACACAAGAAAUCAAAGAUAUGUGUCGAACAUACAGGCUAUUGGGAUGUGAUAAAGUCGUUGCCCUUGAAAGUCAACUAUAUAGAACUGGUUCACUUGGAAGUGACGAAGGACACGACCUCUAUAUAUUAGCAGGGCACGAAGCCAGUUACUAAAUAAAUAAAAUAACAAACAAAACAAAAAAAAAAA